CGUGUGCGCUCCUCCGCUCCCAGCUGCUGCUGCCCCAGCUCCCAGCGCCGCAGUGGACGGGGCCGAGCCUCUCCGGCUUUAAAUCCAUAAAUUACCGCCGCGCGGCGCCCCUCCCGCCGCCUGCCAGCUGCCAGCCCCGGGACCUUUUCAUCUCUUCCCUUCUGGCCGGAGGAGCCGAGUUCAGAUCCGCCACUCCGCACCCGAAACUGACACACUGAACUCCGUGUCCUCCUCUGAAAUCCAUUUCUGCCUAAUAGCCACUGGUGGUGUCCCCGUCUCGUCGCUCCAGGAAAACUUCUUCUAACUCCCCCGAGUGAGGGUUCCCCCUGCCCACCGUGCAUUCAUAUUUCCACUUCGGGAACUACUGGCCUUUUCUUUUUAAAGGAAUUCGAGCAAGAUAUCCUUUUUGUUUUUUUUUUCCCCUAUUGGACAGUGACUCGGUUGUUUGCAAAAGUUUCACAUUUUAAAAAAAAUCUACCUGAUCUGUAUUUUAAGACUGGUUGGUUUCUUUUUUUUUUUUAUACCAUUUUUUACUAUUUUUAUUUUUUUAUUUUUUUUUAACUUUUUCCACCUUUAAAAAAAAAAUGCACUGCUGUGUGCUGAGCGCCUUUCUGCUCCUGCAUCUGGUCACGGCCGCGCUCAGCCUUUCUACCUGCAGCACACUCGACAUGGACCAGUUCAUGCGCAAGAGGAUCGAGGCGAUCCGCGGGCAGAUCCUGAGCAAGCUGAAGCUCACCAGCCCCCCAGAAGACUACCCCGAGCCCGAGGACGUGCCCCCGGAGGUGAUCUCCAUCUACAACAGCACCAGGGACUUGCUCCAGGAGAAGGCCAGCCGCAGGGCGGCCGCCUGCGAGCGGGAGCGCAGCGACGAGGAGUACUACGCCAAGGAGGUGUACAAGAUAGACAUGCCGCCCUCCUUCCCCUCGGAAAAUGCCAUCCCGCCCACUUUCUACAGACCCUACUUCAGGAUCGUCCGGUUCGACGUGUCGGCCAUGGAGAAAAACGCUUCCAACCUGGUGAAGGCAGAGUUCAGAGUGUUCCGCCUGCAGAACCCAAAGGCCCGGGUGCCCGAACAGCGCAUCGAGCUGUACCAGAUCCUCAAAUCCAAAGACCUGACGUCUCCAAUGCAGCGCUACAUCGACAGCAAAGUCGUGAAAACCAGAGCGGAGGGGGAGUGGCUCUCCUUUGACGUCACCGACGCCGUUCACGAGUGGCUGCACCAUAAAGACAGGAACCUGGGAUUUAAAAUAAGUUUACACUGUCCCUGCUGCACCUUUGUGCCAUCUAAUAAUUACAUCAUCCCCAAUAAAAGCGAAGAACUAGAAGCAAGAUUUGCAGGUAUUGAUGGCACCUCCACAUAUACCAGUGGUGAUCAGAAAACUAUAAAGUCCACUAGGAAAAAAAACAGUGGGAAGACCCCACAUCUCCUGCUAAUGUUGUUACCCUCCUACAGACUUGAGUCACAACAGCCCAACCGGCGGAAGAAGCGUGCUUUGGAUGCAGCCUAUUGCUUUAGAAAUGUGCAGGAUAAUUGCUGCCUACGUCCACUUUACAUUGAUUUCAAGAGGGAUCUUGGGUGGAAAUGGAUCCAUGAACCCAAAGGGUACAAUGCCAACUUCUGUGCUGGGGCAUGCCCGUAUUUAUGGAGUUCAGACACUCAGCAUAGUAGGGUUCUCAGCCUUUAUAACACCAUCAAUCCAGAAGCAUCUGCUUCUCCUUGCUGUGUGUCCCAGGAUUUAGAACCCUUAACCAUUCUCUACUACAUUGGCAAGACCCCCAAGAUCGAACAGCUCUCCAACAUGAUCGUCAAGUCUUGCAAAUGCAGCUAAGAUUCUUGGAAAAGUGGCAAGAUGAUCAUCACACAAGGAUGAUGAUGAUGAUGAUGAUGAUGAUGAUAUGACAACAAUAACAAUGUAACAAGAAACAUAAGAGAGCCUUGCUUCAUCAGUGUUAAAAAAAAAAUUCUUUGAAAAAGCGGUACUAGUUCAGACACUUUGGAAGUCGGUGUUCCGUUUGUUAAAACUGGCAUCCGAAACAACACAACACAACACAAAAAACACGUUGAAGGCUUUAUUCUACAUUUCGCCUCCUCUGUAAGUGAGAGAGGCAAGAAGCAAAACCUUUUUUUUUUUUUUUUAAGAAAAAAAUAAACACUGGAAGAAUUUGUUAGUGUUAAUUAUGUGAAAGAAAAAAAAACAAAAACAAAAACAAAACAAAACAGGAAAAAUCCCGUUGAGUGGAGUUGUACAUACGUUCCUGUCCCGGGCCUCCCUUGAUUUUUCUGUAUUGCUAUGCAAUAGAAACCCUUCCCCUUUUCACUCUUAGAGUUAACAGUGAGUUAUUUAUUGUGUGUUACUAUAUAAUGAACAUUUCAUUGCCCUUGGAAAAUAAAACAGGUGUAUAAAGUGGAGACCAAAUCCUUUGCCAGAAACUCGUGGAUGGUUUAAGGAAUUUGAACUCAAACGAGCCAGAAAAAAAGAGAGGUCAUAUGAGUGGGAUGAAAACCCAGGUGAGUUAUUCUAUGACCAUGCAAGUCUGUGUUAAGAUAAAGACCCUGAGAAACACUAUGUACCAACUGCCUAAGGAAGCUGGUUGUAAGGUUCAAAGCCAAAAUGCCUGUCAAUAAAGGAAACUUUCCGUCAGAAUAAGUCUGGAAGAUUUUUUCUUCUUUCUAAUGGUAAAUGGUUCUUUGUCAGUUUAGCCCACCAGUGAAAUGUUGCCAUGUUUUGAUACAUACUGGUCAAACUUCAGACCUGUAAGUAUUGCUGUAUAGUUUUGCUAUAGGUUCUUCUUAGUUUCGGUAUAUGUAACCAUACCUAUGUUAUUGCAAUAGAUGGAUGUAGAAGCCAGUGUAAUUGGAAACACAGCUGCAAAUCGUUUUUUUUGCAAACUAUUAAAUCAAAACAUUAACUACUUUGCAUGUAAUGUGUAAAUUUUUACCAUAUUUUUCAUGUUCUGUAAUAAUGUCAACUAUGAUUUGGAUUGGAUAUAAAUUGGGGCUUUUUGUUUAAUGAUCACUCAGAAUUGUGUGUUUCCUUUAGCUGGCUAUUAUUUUUGAGUAAAGACCCUAGAUUUUGACUUGCACUAAAAAUACAGGUUUUAUAGUAUUUGCUCCACUGUGCUUCAUAAAUUAUCCAUUAUUAUGACAUAAGCUACCUGAGUCCACUUGUCCUUUUUUCUUUUAC
This is a messenger RNA of Molossus molossus (Pallas's mastiff bat), 3185 nucleotides long. It is a transcript of the gene TGFB2, whose product is annotated as transforming growth factor beta 2. Gene Ontology annotation, biological process: BMP signaling pathway; regulation of cell population proliferation; SMAD protein signal transduction. Gene Ontology annotation, cellular component: extracellular region. The coding region runs from base 585 to 1829 and encodes 414 amino acids. The record is from RefSeq and is a predicted model, not a curated record. The transcript is spliced from 7 exons. NCBI's taxonomy places the organism in Eukaryota, Metazoa, Chordata, Mammalia, Chiroptera, Molossidae. Gene Ontology annotation, molecular function: cytokine activity; type II transforming growth factor beta receptor binding; growth factor activity.